AUGGCCAACAACACUCGCCUUCAGACUCGUCGCAUCGGCGUCACACGCAAGAAUGCAGAUGAAAAUGCCACCAGCAAGCACUCCCGUCAGACGUCUGCCCAGGGAGUUGCAACUCGCGCUUCUGUCGUCCUAAAUGGCCUAAAGAAUGGUCCACAACGCCCAGCGCUUGGUGAGGUCACCACCACCGCGAUCAACCGCAAGGACGUUGCUGGUAAAGGCAAGGAUGCUGUGAAAGAUGACGCGGGGCUCAAGCGUACACGGUCGUCGUCGCUAGCAGCUGCCACCGGUCCACAACGCGUCCCUCUCGGGCCAGGUCGCACGGACAGCGUCGCACAACGCCCUACUUCACGUGCAUCACGGACAUCCGUAUUCAAACGCGCAUCGCGGCAAGAACCCGCUGUACAAGUAGUCAUUCCAGCUGAAGAAGAGAAGGAGAACGACAUGGACGUGGAAGAUAUCGAGGAGGACCCUGAGCUCAGCAUCAUAAACGAGAAGGAGGUAGAUGAGAUGGUAGGUGUACAGGAACAAGUUGCUCCAGAACAAGAGGAGAAAUCAUCCAUUGCGGUUGCGAAGUCGCCCCGUAUAUGGCCCGACGUGGAUACAGAGCGUGCCAUGAGACAUUAUCGGGAGAUCGUAGAGAUCCAGGAGACGUUUGAAGAUGAGGUUGACUAUCUCGACACGACGAUGGUCUCGGAGUACUCGGAGGAAAUUUUUAAAUACAUGAACGACCUCGAAGAUGAUGUGAUGCCGAAUCCUGAUUAUAUGGAUGGUCAGAACGAAAUCACCUGGGCAAUGCGCCAAACACUGGUCGACUGGCUCCUCCAAGUGCACCUGCGCUGGCACAUGUUACCGGAGACGCUUUGGAUCGCGAUAAAUAUCGUCGAUCGUUUCCUCACAAGACGUGUCGUGUCCCUAGUCAAGCUUCAGCUUGUCGGCGUUACUGCUAUGUUCAUCGCCGCCAAGUACGAAGAAAUCCUCGCACCCAGCGUCGACGAGUUCGUCUUCAUUACCGAGAACGGCUAUACGAAGGAGGAGAUCCUCAAAGGCGAGCGCAUCGUGCUGCAGACGCUCGACUUCAAGGUCUCGCAAUACUGCUCACCCUACAGCUGGAUGCGUCGUAUCAGCAAGGCCGAUAACUAUGAUAUCCAAACGAGGACGCUCGGCAAAUUCUUGACGGAGGUGACGCUCCUAGAUCACAGAUUCUUGCGGUGUAAGCCGAGUCUCAUUGCUGCAGUGGGGAUGUACAGUGCUAGGAGGAUGUUGGGGGGCGACUGGAAUGAGUCGUUUGUGUUCCACUCAAGCUUCGUCGCGGAGCACCUCGAGCCCGGACACCAAUGGAUAUGCGAGAAGCUACUUGAAGACAACUUCGCGAGCCAGUAUGUCUGCCAGAAAUACGCCAACAAGAAGUUUCUGAAGGCGUCACUGUUUGCAAUCGAGUGGGCGAAGUCGAACGUGGACGAAGCCUAG
Messenger RNA from Suillus subalutaceus, 1467 nucleotides. Its product is annotated as cyclin. Gene Ontology annotation, cellular component: centrosome; nucleus; cyclin-dependent protein kinase holoenzyme complex. The record is from RefSeq and is a predicted model, not a curated record. Lineage: Eukaryota; Fungi; Basidiomycota; Agaricomycetes; Boletales; Suillaceae. Gene Ontology annotation, molecular function: cyclin-dependent protein serine/threonine kinase regulator activity. Bases 1 to 1467 code for a protein of 488 amino acids. Gene Ontology annotation, biological process: G2/M transition of mitotic cell cycle; regulation of cyclin-dependent protein serine/threonine kinase activity. The transcript is spliced from 5 exons.